Messenger RNA from Maylandia zebra (zebra mbuna), 2838 nucleotides. It is a transcript of the gene pcyt1ba, whose product is annotated as phosphate cytidylyltransferase 1B, choline a. Gene Ontology annotation, molecular function: phosphatidylcholine binding; choline-phosphate cytidylyltransferase activity. Lineage: Eukaryota; Metazoa; Chordata; Actinopteri; Cichliformes; Cichlidae. Gene Ontology annotation, biological process: CDP-choline pathway. The record is from RefSeq and is a predicted model, not a curated record.
GCUGCUCAUCAGCGCUGAGCAGCUGAUGCGUCCUUUGGUCAGAGUAGACAAACAGCUUGCUGUUGCUCUGCUGCACUUUUGCCGCUGCGCAGCUCACUCACUUUAUAAAGAGCAAAGCAGAGAAAAAGUGAGUCUGAUUGUGAUAUUUUGUUUGUUCCGCCAUGGUGAAACAACGACGCGUCAGAGCGCAUUCCUCUUGCGCACCUGUCGCGCCUUUUUGUCGCAGAAGAGGAUCUCUAAAGACUCUCACGGAGCCUGCCAUCUUUGCCAAUGAGACCAGCUGUGACUGUCGCGCGCCUCAUGAGAAGCUCACCAUUGCUCAGGCCUGCAAAGGCACCCCAGUGGACCGGCCAGUCAGAGUCUACGCAGAUGGCAUCUUUGACCUAUUCCACUCUGGACACGCUCGUGCUCUCAUGCAGGCCAAGAAUCUCUUUCCAAACACCUACCUCAUAGUAGGAGUGUGCAGUGAUGAACUAACCCACAAGUACAAGGGCUUCACGGUCAUGACGGAGCACGAACGUUACGAGGCGCUGAGACACUGCCGCUAUGUCGAUGAGGUCUUGAGAGAUGCACCCUGGACUCUCACGCCUGAGUUCCUUGAGAAACACAAGAUCGAUUUUGUGGCUCAUGAUGAUAUUCCAUACUCCUCAGCAGGAAGUGAGGACGUUUACAAACACAUCAAGGAGGCAGGGAUGUUUGUACCCACGCAACGCACAGAAGGAAUCUCCACCUCUGACCUGAUUACGAGAAUUGUCAGAGACUAUGACGUCUACGCCCGACGCAACCUUCAACGUGGCUACACGGCCAAGGAGCUUAAUGUCAGCUACAUCAAUGAGAAGAAGUACCGGCUACAGAACCAAGUGGAUCGGAUGAAGGAGAAAGUUCGCACAGUUGAGGAAAAGAGCAAGCAUUUUGUUUACCGCGUGGAGGAGAAGAGUCACGACCUCAUUCAGAAAUGGGAAGAAAAAUCCAGAGAAUUCAUCGGAAACUUCCUAGAAUUAUUUGGACCUGAUGGGACAUGGAAACAAGUGUUUCAGGAGCGCAGUGGUCGAAUGCUCUCCUACGCUCUGUCUCCCAGAGAGUCGCCCAGCAAUAGCCCUCCCCGCGAACUUUCCCCCCUGCGCUCACCCUCUCCCCCGUCUCCCCCCGCCCGCUGGCACAACGCGCGGCCCUCGCCCCCCACCUCCCCAAAAGGAGCGUCUGCCUCUAUAAGCAGCAUGAGCGAAGGGGAUGAAGACGAGAAGUAGACGGUCACACCAACCCGCGCACGCGCACACUCACACGCAACACACCUCACUCACAAACACAUGCACACACUCCUCCAAACACUGGCUGACAAACUGAAAAACAGUUACCCUCAAGGAUGUUGCAAAUAUGCAAUGCAGACGGUGAUCAUGGGGAAUCUGAGCUGCAGAGCUAAGAAGCCAUCACUGUCUCUGUUGUUUCUGGGCAACCAAGCAGACAGGAGGAAGAGGAAGGAAGAAGAUGAGGACACAGUGUCAGAUUUUGUAAGGACAGAAAUCCCGUGCAGCAUCUUUGACUGUCCAGCACUGAUAGAGACUGUCAAACAGCUUGCUUAUAAUAUCAUCAGUUUUGUUUUUUUGUCUUAUUAUGUGAGAUUAUCAUUUUCUCUUCACGAUGCCUAGUUUUCUUGUAACCGGUGUGAUAGCUAUGCGUGAGUAGGCACAGACUUACAGAAACACCUCGUCUUACAUUCAGUUCUACAUAUCGUCUACACUGAAACUGGUUUCAUUCAUUUUGUGUAAUUUUGUGCUAGUUAAACAGAAUUUAAACGACAGACCCCUGCGAACCCUAAGAGUAGCUGAGGCGAUGCUUGGAUAACGCACGGCCUUUGCUGUUUUAGACCGUGUUCACAAAAACGAUCACAUUGAAAUUCACUAAUCACAAGUUACUUCUAAGAUAUUCAUAUGAAAUUCUCUGCAGGAGCCCAGAAGAAGAACGUAUAUUGUCAAGUUUCUGAAAUGCAGAUGAUAUGUGCAAAAAAUCCUAAGCAAAACCCAUCAAGAUACAGAAAAAAAGACAUAAACACAACUUUUAAAGAUCACAUUUUUGGGGGGUUUUUUGCUGAUUGUAAAAGAGACACAAAAUCCAAUCCUUGAGGCUUCAUGCAACAAAUAGUUUGAUGAAAUAGAAAAAAUAGAGCCUUUGUUUAUUAACCUCUUGAAUGUAAAUUGCAUUUUUUAGACUCCACAAAGAGGUAAUGUUAUCACUCUCACAUCUAGCCAUAUAAAAGGUUGCGUCUCACCUGUUAAAGGAAGCACUUGUGGAUUUUCACCAUUAAAAAAAAAAGCCAUGUCAUUUUUUAAGUCUUUUUUCAUGUUUAGCAGAGAUUUCUUUGGCUCUUUGGGAUCUGAUGUCAGCCGUCCACAAAAACCUGACAAACUCUGACGAUACUUGAAAUAUCUCAAAAAUAUUAAAGCUCAGCGGGUGAAUCGUCAGGCUUGAACAUAGCGCUGUUCUCGCUGCGAUGAUUAGAAAUGUACGUUGCUCACAUCUGAGCAGACCUCUCUUCCACCCCAACAACACAGUAAGUACCCUAUAAUGCAACGUAGAGAUCUUAAUGUCCUGUACGCACUACAUGUUAAUCUGCACUAUAUGAACAAAAUUUGGGAAUGUGUGUCUUUUUUUUAUUAUUUAUUUUAAUGUUCAAAUGAAUCAAAAUGUGAAUAAAAGAAAAAAAAAUGUAUAACAGAAUAUGAAGCAGACUUUUAGACUUUUUAAUUGACGCUAAAAAGUUAAAGGUCAAUAGAGACUGGGGGGGGAAUGACUUUAGUUCAAUAGCUGACUCAACUUUGUGCAAAUAAAGAGUUGAAUUAG